GUCUAAACUAUAAACCGACCAAACAUCCACAAACAGUAUUUAAAGUAAACUAAAUACAGAUAUCGCAUGAAUGUGCAGCAGCUGUCAGCGAAUCUCAAGUCUGUCCGGAUCGGACCCCGUGAUCUUUCUCUAUAAUCAUGUCUGAUGAAGAACUGCGGCCGGUUCCGAAAGAACGAGCCGUCCUGGAGAGUUUCUUCACCCAGCUCGGAACGUUCUGGUUCGACAGGGCGAAAGAUUAUGUGGAGAAAGAGAAGGACGCCAGUAAGAGCGCAGGGGCCAUCUGGGCGUCUUUACUGUCUGCUCUCGCCCACCUGGCAGCUGCGGAGAAAGCUUACCACAACAUGACUUUCCUCGGCCAGAAACUAGGUGGCCAGUCAUUCUUCAGCCGAAAGGAUUCCUUCAGGUCUAUUUACACAUCUUUACACAAUGAACUGAAGAAGGUGGUCUCCAUGGGUCGCCACACACCCGGGGGCUCCACUCUUAACCUGGAGGAUCUGCUGUCGCAUUUGUCUGAGCAGCUCUGUCAUUUCACACAGGCCAGGAUGGAAAUCGCUGACUUCUACGAGAAGUUGCAUUCGCUGGGCAGCCAGAAGACGGUUAACUCUGAGGAGCUUGUGAGCACCUUGGAAACAAUUUUGCAGAAGUACAGUUCCAGGUUUCACCAUCCCAUCCUGAGUCGUCUGGAGAGCAGCUUCCAGGUGGAAGUGGAUGUUCUGACGCAGCUGUUGCAGUGCCAGGCGCAGAUCUCCGAGUGGCAUUUCCUCCCAUCCCUGCUGAACCUGCACGGUGCCCAAUCCAAACUUCAGACCUGGGGUCAGGUGUUCGACCGGCAACGCGAGACCAGGAAACACCUGUUUGGAGGGCAAUCCCAGAAGGCCGUGCAGCCCCCACAUCUCUAUGUGUGGCUGCAGCGUCUGCAAGCGACACUCCUGGCCAAGUUCAGCUUCUACUUCCACGAGGCGCUCAGCCGGCAGACGUCGCAGUCCGAAAUGAAAACCAUGACGGCACGCACCUGCCCCGAUCACUUUGGCAAGAUCUCGGCCUUUAUUCGCAAACAUGACGCUUUUAACGUCUCCUUGAUCUUCGAUAACCGUGGAUCAGAGAGCUUUCAGGGACAUGGCUACCAUCAUCCACAUUCAUAUCGUGAAGCACCUAAAGGUGUGGAUCAGUUUCCAGCCGUGGUGUCACUUCCUGGUGGAGAAAGGCCGGUCACGCAUUGGCCUAACGUUAUCAUGAUCAUGACGGACCGCUCUACGGAUCUCAACGCUCUGGAUAAGGUGGUCCACUUCUAUGAUGACAAAGUCCAGAGCACGUACUUCCUAACCAGACCUGAACCUCACUUUACGAUAGUGGUGAUCUUUGAUGGAAAGAAAUCGGAGAGAGACACGCACAUUGUGGCAUUCCUGCAAGAACUAACAGGGUCACUGAGGAACACCAAACCCUUUACAACACUUAAACCCGGCUCCAAAGGCUAACGUUUAUACAGUACCUACAGCUUACCGUUUUAAAACACAAAACUCACCUGUUUCAUUGAAUAUCAUUUCCUCACCCUUUGUGGACGUUAAAUGUUGUUGAACAUUUAUGAUAUAUUAAGGUUGCUAUUUUACUCAAUAUGCUGCUGGAACUGUUCAUGUGAUUCAUGCUCUCUUUUUAUCUCCCUAGAGCGUAUAUAAGAGGUCCAAAAGUUUCACAAGACAAACCAUUUUCAGACCAAAGACAAUACAUCUGUUAAUAUGCAAUAAUGUUUACCUUAUUUUUAAUUUGCUCUAUGCUGAUCAUUUGCAUCGUUUUUUCUUUCUUUCUCUAAAGCAGUUGUGCUUUGCUUAAUGUAAAAGGGACCCAUUAACAAGAAAUGUGAUUUUUCUUUUAUUGGUAGUUUACAACAUAUUUUAAUAACUUUGAUUUUAUCAAUUUGACAGUUUUCUCCAACCAUUGUGAAGAUAAAUCGCUUGCUAAAAAAUAAAGUUUUCAAUUAAGUAUUAUACUAUUACCGCAUUUUGUUAAAAUGAUUGUUGUAGACAAAAAUUGUUUUUUUACGCAUGAUGCAAAAUGUCACAAAGGGUGCUGAUAAUUUAUAGUUUUAUUAUAUUUUUUAUUUAUAUAUUAUUUUAAUUCAAUAUAAUUAUCUAAUUUGAUUUCAUAAA
Misgurnus anguillicaudatus (oriental weatherfish) is the source of this 2144-nucleotide messenger RNA. The record is from RefSeq and is a predicted model, not a curated record. Lineage: Eukaryota; Metazoa; Chordata; Actinopteri; Cypriniformes; Cobitidae.